AUGGGAAGCAACGAUUGGAUGGUUCCAAUUGAAUUCAUGGUGGGUUCUUUAGAUCAAGGAGAGGUUCAGGCAUGCAGCAUAUGUCGAAUACCAGAUGAGCUUCGAGAACCGAAAAGGGAAGCAUACGUUCCGAAACUCGUUUCCGUGGGGCCAUUGCAUAGGGGAGCAACCAGGCAACUGGUCCUCAUGGAAGAACCCAAAUGGCGUUACCUCAAAGAAUUUCUUGAACGCAAAGGAAGCUCCCAAGAAAGCGUUUCUUUAGGUUCAAGACUAAGAUUCUGUGGCAGCGACAUUCUCAAUUUGGAAUCAGUCAUUUGUGCAUGCUACGGUGGAGACUUGGAACUCGGAGCCCACGAGAUAUCCAAGAUAAUGAUGGUGGAUGGAUGCUUCCUUUUGGAGUUUCUCCUCCGCCUCGACGAUUACUUGAAUUUGCGGCCGGAGGAGAGGGAUAGAAAGUAUUCAGAGGAUCCAUUCUUGGCGACAGAAAAGAAGGUGGUUUCUGUACUGAACGAUAUCGCAAUGAUGGAGAAUCAAAUCCCGUUCGUGGUUCUCAAGAAGCUAUACAGAAAGGUGUACCGCGAUGGCAGCGAAAUAAAAGGUGAUCAUCGAGUAGCGAAUUUAGUUCGCAGAACCUUCGGUUAUCCACCGCACAACGACUCCGGCACGGCGCAUAUACUUCACUUGAUGCACUCUUCCACCGUUGAACAGGGCCGUCAAAUCCAAAAGGGAGUAAGACCAGCAUGCAAAGAGCUAAAAAGAUGCGCUACGAGGCUUCUAGCUGCCGGAAUAUCAAUUAUUCCAGCCGGUAGAAGAAACGGCAAUACAGGUAACGGUAAUAAAUUUGUUGACAUGUUUGACUUUGACAUAAAAUUCAAUAAAGAAGAGACGGUACUGGAGAUUCCGCCCUUGCAUAUUAAGGAAACUACGGAAGUGAGGUGGCGAAAUUUGAUUGCUUGGGAGCAGAGCAGGAUUUGGAUAAGAUGCAAGAACACUUCAUAUGCCUUGUUCUUCCGAGGUUUGAUUUGUUGUAAGCAUGACAUUAAAUGGCUCGAGAAAAAGGGAGUGAUAAUCAAUGAAUCAAAGAUGAGCAAGGAAGAAUUGUUGACAAUGUUUCGGACGAUUUAUAAGGGAGCUGAGCACAUGGAUUCGAGUUACAGUGAGAUGUGUGUAAGGCUAAACCAACACAAAGCGAAACAAGUCACACAAGUGUUCCAUGGAUUCGCCACAAUCACUUGGCACCAUUGUUGGCGAGUUUUGGAAGAUAUCAUGUUCUUUUCGCGAACUUUAUACCGUGUUUCGAUCCGUGACCACAUCCCUAACUUGUGGAAAUUCAUAGGAGUUGUGGCAGCUAUUGCGCUGCUUAUUCUCACCGUCAUGCAGACAUAUUAUUCAUCUCGCUCGAGUGGGUAG
Messenger RNA from Arachis duranensis, 1410 nucleotides. Its product is annotated as UPF0481 protein At3g47200-like. The transcript has a single exon. NCBI's taxonomy places the organism in Eukaryota, Viridiplantae, Streptophyta, Magnoliopsida, Fabales, Fabaceae. The coding region runs from base 1 to 1410 and encodes 469 amino acids. The record is from RefSeq and is a predicted model, not a curated record.